Molecule: messenger RNA, 2070 nt
Organism: Chanos chanos (milkfish)
Lineage: Eukaryota; Metazoa; Chordata; Actinopteri; Gonorynchiformes; Chanidae
Gene: rhpn1
Product: rhophilin, Rho GTPase binding protein 1
Exons: 16
Coding region: 49-2034 (661 amino acids)
Biological process (GO): signal transduction; negative regulation of stress fiber assembly
Molecular function (GO): protein binding
Source: RefSeq, a predicted model, not a curated record
UCCUUCUUUCUUCGUCUCUCGCACGCACGCGCGCACACUCACAGAGGGAUGUUGGACGGAGGUUCUGAGGAGGAGAUCCCAGCGCUCGAGGGGGAUGGCGGAUCUGUCCGAAAGGGAUGUGAUCCUUUGGUGUCAACGCAGCGCAGUAAACUUCAGCAACGAAGAGCCAAAAUCAACCAGCAAAUCAAUCGUGAGCUGCGCCUACGAACAGGAGCAGAAAACCUUUACAGGGCGAGCUCCAAUCAAAAAGUUAAAGAGACUGUUGCUCUGGAGUUGAGUUUUGUGAACUCCAAUCUGCAGCUUCUCAAAGAGGAACUAGAGGAACUGAACAGCAAUAUGGAGAUUUAUCAGACUGAGAGUGAAAAGGUAAAUGUUCCUAUGAUCCCGCUGGGUUUAAAAGAGACCAAGGAAAUUGAUCUAUCCGUCCCUAUCCAAGAUUUUAUCUGUGAGCACUAUGGCGAGGAUGCCUCUCUUUACGAGACAGAGAUCGGAGAAUUCAUGGCGCUUCGACAGAUGAUGCGUACUCCCAGUCGUAAUGAUGCAGGUGUAGAAUUGCUGAUGGAAUAUUAUAACCAGCUCUGUUUCCUGGACCAACGAUUCUUUCCCCCACACAGAAAUCUCGGAGUCCACUUUCACUGGUAUGAUUCACUGACUGGUGUGCCAUCAUGCCAGCGGGCGUUGGCAUUUGAGAAGGGGAGUGUGUUAUUCAACAUUGGAGCGCUUUACACACAGAUCGGCGCACGACAGGACCGCUCCACACACUCUGGCAUUCACAAUGCCAUUGAUGCCUUCCAGAGAGCUGCUGGUGCAUUUCUCUACCUGCAGGAGAAUUUUUCUCAUGCUCCAAGUCUAGAUAUGUGUGGACCUGCACUAAACAUGCUGGUCCGACUCAUGGUUGCUCAGGUUCAGGAGUGUGUGUGUGAGAGAGUAACGCUCAACCUGCAGCAGGCAAAUCUCACCUCACACCUGCUUGUAGCACAGGAGGCAGCACGGGUAUCGGACGUGUACUCGUUGGUGCUACAGACCAUGACGGUUCCGUUGCUGAAGGACUAUGUUCCGUUUUCUUGGCUCUCAAUGGUUCAGGUUAAAAUUCAACAUUUCAGAGCCUUAGCCCACUAUUACACAGCCAUCGCCCUGUGUGAUUGUACAUAUGAUGGUGAGGAUGAUGAAGAUAAUGGGACAAGGGCUUUGCUCCAGAUACACACCAGAUCCCCAGAUGGUCUGAAUCUGCUAGAUCCAGAGGACAGAAGAAGACUAGGUAAAGCUCACCUACGGAAAGCCAUCAUAAGACACGAGGAGGCUCUGCGGCUGCACGGCGUGUGUAAGAUGCUGCGAAAAAUGGACAUUCUGCAGGAGAUCCUGUCUCAGACCCACGCCCGCUCUCUGGAGAAAUACACCGACAUCGACCAAGAGGACGAUUUCUGUGAGAUUGCUGAACCCCCUGAGAUUCAGUCUAAAACCCAGCAGAAGCCUGACAUUAUAACCCCAGACUUCAGCUCGGUGAGAGUGACUGACAUCUUCCAUAGGCUGGGCCCUCUCUCUAUAUUCUCUGCCCGUAAUCGGUGGGUGGGGCGACGUGUGCACCUGGUUCGUGGGGAGGCGGGACUAGGCCUUACACUCAGGGGUGAUUCGCCAGUCCUGGUUGCUGGAGUGUUGCCAGGGGGGUGUGCUGCAGAUGCUGGAUUACGUGAGGGAGAUUAUAUCAUAGCUGUGAAUGGCUCUGACUACAGAUGGGCUGAGCAUGCAGAAGUGGUGCAUGCUUUGAAGAACUGCACGGAGAGAGGGUUGGAACUUAGUAUCAUCACACUACACACACAUGAGGGGGAGAGGAAGGCGGCCCCACUUUCACCCAGUAGUAAUAAAGAGAAUCAAUCUGCCAGUCAGAGGAGACAACAAACACACAAGGAGCGGAGCUCCUCCUCUCUUCUGAACUGGAGCUGGAGGGGAGGUGUUGGAAGUGGGGUCACGAAAAGACUGGGAAACACUUUUAGCCUCCCGUUCAGUAAUUUACGUGAGAGCGAGUCAAUGUAUUGAGGGAAAGACAGAAGAAAGGGAUUGAGCAGAGGUGAU